GACACUACAGUAUUACCAAACUCAAUGACACACUAGUGCUAUGAUACAUUGAUUACAAUACAUACAUGCAUACAUACACACAUAUAUAUAAUUUAAUACUAGCUAAUAAAUAACUAAAUUUCAAACAUUUCUAUUUCUAUCUCAAAUUAUCACAUAAAUUUGAAUGUACAUACUACAUAAGGGGCACACCCCACGACAAAAACUAAUAGACAAGAACAAAAUCUAUCUAUAUAUAAAAAGAAGUGGAUUUUCAGCCAAAUUUCCCGCCCAAAGUACCAGGUGUAGUUACGGGUCGAGUCAACACUAACGGAUCUGAAGACUCACUGAUGUAAAGGUACACCUCAUUAAAUGAUCACCAAUAUUGAAGGGGGGAUCUCCUUUGACAUGGUCAGUAACGUGCUGAGUUAUUCAAAGCAAACGAACGUUAACCGAGGUCAUUGAUCAGUCAUUCAUUAAAGUGAGGUGUCAGAUCAGAAUCUUUACGUAUUGAUAUUUAGUUUUCCAUGGUCUUAAAAAAAAACGAAACAUAUAGCCAAGAGUCGGCAUGUCCUAAUCCAAAAUCCAUACCUUCAAAUCUCAGAAUCUCACCGUGCGCAUACAUAUAUACGAGGGGCUGGGAAAGGCAAGAUCGAGACGGGCGGCCGAGAUAAACCGGAAGGCGGCGGAGAUGACUGCAUACGCGGCUGAGAGAGCAUAUGACAUGGAGCUGCAUCUCCACCGUUGUCGUUGGGAUGUUCGUCGGGACAUGGUGGGGUGGGGGCAUGGUUGGAUGUGUGCUACGAGCAGGCGUAGCUUUUUCUGGGAUUUCGACCGUAUCUUCGUUGGAGGGGUGGCCGGAGCCGUCAGCGGCAAGUUGACAGUGUGUCUGCCAUUGGGUCGCUUUUCUCUGUCCUAUAGUCAUACUGGUAGGGAUUCAAAUUUGUUGCUUCUUUCUGCGGUGCAAACUUGGAUCAGAUCCUGGGCUGGAGCAACUGGGCUGACCCGGAAACUUGGCUUGCCGUAGUCUGCUCGGGCGAGGCUGAAGUAUUGGGUUGGAGUGGUGGACUCUUGCUGAUAGCUGCUGGAGCAUGCAGCCAUGCAUGAUUGAUUAUUGCUGGACUGCCCAAGGAUGGGCCUUGAUUGAAUUGAAAAAAAAACUUACUCUGCAUGUAUUUUAUUUUUUGUUGAGUAGAAUAAUCGAAAGGAUAGAGGUGUCCAAAAUUGGCAACAUGUCUGUACACCAUAGGUAUACAUAAAUUAGCUCGAGAAUGGUCUUCUGCAUAGAUGUCAGCUGGCACGGAUGUAAAGUGACCUAAACAUGAAAGCUAUCAAUAUAGAGCCCAUUUUGGCUCAUUCUGCUGAAA
This is a messenger RNA of Cuscuta epithymum, 1343 nucleotides long. The record is from the annotation of a GenBank genome assembly. Lineage: Eukaryota; Viridiplantae; Streptophyta; Magnoliopsida; Solanales; Convolvulaceae.